Pocillopora verrucosa is the source of this 548-nucleotide messenger RNA. The record is from RefSeq and is a predicted model, not a curated record. Lineage: Eukaryota; Metazoa; Cnidaria; Anthozoa; Scleractinia; Pocilloporidae.
UGUGUUCCAAUCCCAUCAUAUUUCGUUGCGUUUUCCGAGAAGACCAGAUUUUGCCUGAUAAACAUUACAUAAUGGACAAGAAAAUUUUGCUCAUCGUCAUUCUCAUCAACUCUGUCUCAGUGCAAGCCGCGGACAUCUGUCAUCUGCCACCAGAAAAUGGUCCAUGCAAGGCAUAUAUACCCCGCUACUAUUUUGACCCGGCGGUUGGGGAGUGCAAAGAGUUCAUUUAUGGAGGGUGCCAAGGAAAUGAAAACAACUUCAUGACUAAAGAGGCUUGCGAGGCCAUGUGCAUUUUGCCUGAUAAACAUUACAUAAUGGACAAGAAAAGUUUGCUCAUCUUCAUUUUCAUCAGCUCUGUCUUGGUGCAAGCCAAGGAUGUCUGUCGUCUGCCACCAGAAAAGGGUCCAUGCAAGGCACGUGAGCCCCGCUACUAUUUUGACGCGAUGGUUGGGGAGUGCCGAAUGUUCAUUUAUGGAGGGUGCGGCGGGAAUGAAAACAGAUUCAUGACUAAACGAGAUUGCGGGAACAAGUGUUACCGCCGGACAUAA